Mytilus trossulus (common blue mussel) is the source of this 965-nucleotide messenger RNA. Its product is annotated as alpha-N-acetylgalactosamine-specific lectin-like. The record is from RefSeq and is a predicted model, not a curated record. The transcript is spliced from 4 exons. Lineage: Eukaryota; Metazoa; Mollusca; Bivalvia; Mytilida; Mytilidae. Bases 29 to 781 code for a protein of 250 amino acids.
UUGUAUUUCAGAAUAACGUUCACCAAACAUGGUAAUAUACUUUUUAAAGAACUUACGGAAUAAAUUUUGUAAUUUAUUUACUCUACUUUGGAUUAUUUCAGAAUCUGACUUGAUUUACACUUCUGAAGUACGUGAAAUGAUAUGGACUCAAGAUGAAACUUACAAUAAUUUAACAUUGUCGACAGGCUUUGUAUGGCAAAAGACUGUUCGUAGUCGUUUAAAAUGUUCGGUCACGUGCACAGACGAUGAACGAUGUGGCGCCUUUUUCUUUUCUGAUGCAGACAAGUCAUGUUUAGCAACUCCGUUCCUACUUAAAACCACUGAAGAAGGUAUUACCGUCAUUGGAACAGAGUAUUACUUUUUUCGACCAGCAAAUUGUCCAGAUGACCAUACUUACAACAGAAAAACCAAUUUAUGUGUAAAAAUGUAUAACGAUAUCUUAAAUUUCGAUGCUGCUAAAUCUAAAUGUGAGUCUAUUGCAAAUGGUGGACUAGUCACAAUUCGGAAUCAAAAUCAGCAUGCUUUCAUCGUACAGGAGCUAAACAAACAGAACCUUAGUGAACAUUUUUAUAUUGACGGUACAGAUAAAGCUGAAGAAGGUAAAUUUAUUGGAAAGGAUGGAAAGGAAAUAACGUAUUUGGACUGGGGUUUUGUCUCUCAAUUGGAUGGUUUGGAGGCCUUUGAAGAUUGCUUAUCCUUAAAUCCGGCUGAAGAUUAUAAAUACGAGGAUACAGACUGUGGCAAGGAACAACGUUAUAUUUGUGAGGUUGUUUCAAAUUGAUUUCUUACAUUACUUACAAAUUGUGCUAAUAUUGUGCAAGUUUUCUGUAAAAGUCGUAACUGUCAUAUAAACAAACGAAUCAUCAUGAAACUGUGGAAUUUUCCACGAAAACAAAAUUGUUUCUGUAUUGAAAAAGUAUUAUGAGAUGAUAUGUAUAGUAUACAGAAUAAAGUGCUACAGUGUG